AAUUUACUGGCAAGUUUCCCACUCACCUCCAUCUUCCGUGCAUGGGACGAUUGGCAAGCUGCAGAAAUGAAAUCCUCGAACUCCCCGGCAGAAUGUCGUCGUCUCCUUGAUUUUUUUCCGUCAAUAAGACCAUCGUUUCUUUCUGUUGUAUUAGUUUUCGUUUGCGGAUGUCUUUGGGUGAAGAAUGAAACAACAAACGAACGACUGAUAACGCUGGAAUCUCGCGUUAACCUUUUCCCCUGCGUUCAGAGUGUCUCGACUGAAAAUGCUGACAGGAUAUCUCUUCCACCGACAGAAGCUACAGCAAGAGAACUUUACAAGAAGGUUCAGACACAUGUAUCCGAAAGGAUCGGUUAUACAUCAGGUAAGAUCUUCACUUCAGAUGUUAUUUAGAUGCAGAUACAUGUUUAGCACUGAGUUUAUCCUCUUUUGGUUUAGGCAUAUAAUCUUUCAUGGUGUGAGUUUGCCCUUACAUACGGGAUCUUUGGAUAUUGCAUAAGAUAACUGAAUUUUUAACCUCAGCUAAUUCUGUAUAAACCCUUUUACAACACUCUCGCUCUGUUGUAAUACUGCUUAGAUAUUCACUAAGCCACCUAUGCUGGUAAAACAGUAAAGAAAUUUUCGGUGUAAAUGAUGUUGAAUUCAUAGUUUAAGUGUCGAACGACUUGCUCACGUGCAAGAUAUGUGGUCAAUACUCAGGAGGGUACUCUUGUAUAAUUUUAAAAGCCAUACAAUUAUGUGCCGCCACAAAGGGUGUAGUUCUUGGCCUUUUUUGACCUGAAAACGCUGGUAUAAACGUUGGUCUUUUUGGUUUGGAAUCGGGUUUGGUUUUCGAGGAACCUACUGGAGCGUAUGCAUGAACGUAGUUAUCGUUUCAGUUACACAUGAAUAAGAACGAAAUAGAAAUAUGUGAAUUCGAAAUGCAUUUGAAGAAUUUUUUUGUUUGCGCUCUAAUCUAAGUAAUGAUGACACAAUUUCUGUUUAAAGGCCAGAUCUAAAAACGGGUGCGGAUUUUAGAGGACUGCAUGGUCUGAAAGCGGGUGUGGAAAAAUUCAGUCUGAAAUAGCACUGUCUGAAUAAAAUUGUUAGGGUGGCGUAAAAUUUGAGAUAUUUUUUUAAAUGCCUCUAGACCCGGUUCGGUUAAGGUGUCUUAAGGCUUGCUGGGUUACUUAAUAAAACCUUUGGUAACUUUGAUAGGGUGGCAAGAUUGAAAGUACGUUUAUUGAACGGACUCAGUUGGUUUAAAACCCGGGGGGGAGGGACUUCCUUAUAAGAGGCUACUAGGGAUCUGCCGCUGAUUAGGGCCACAUUUUCACGGCUGGAUUGUCUAUAAUGGGGUUGCAUUUUCAAUAGAAUUACCAGAAUGGGGUCGCACAUUUUCGGAUUUUUUGUGGUAAGACAGUUCUUAUUUACGGUUAGCAAACUUACCAGAAUGUUUGUUCUGUAGAUGAAAAGUGAAGUGUUCUUCAUACAGUGUAAAAAAAUGGGUCAAUUCAUAAAAAUAAAAAGUGACUAAGUCUGGAUCGCGAAAAAUUCAUAUUUGCUUAAAAGUGACUAAGAUAUAGGGUCUAUAAUUGAUCACAGAAUAGACUAUAAUGGGGUAGCGGCUCUUAGACGCCAGCGGCACAUGCCCAGCAAAAAUUUACCCAAGUUCCCUUCCCCCGGGGUUUGAAAUGUGUGCGUAGAUCUAGAAAUCUAGAAUGUCAGCUUAGCUUUCCCUUGGAAGCAACAAGGGAAGAGGCAUGAGGACAAAUUAAAAAGUUGUUAACCUUGUUGUUGAACGCAACUUCCAAAACGUUAAUUUUAUGUUAGAAAUGUCAGCCUUAUCAUUCAUUCCGUUGAUUUGUUCGUUGUAUUUUCUUCCUUAUUUAUUUUCAAUAUUAAUCACUGGAUAUUAAAAAAAUUCUUAAUCUUACUAUACUGCAGUCAGCCCGUUAUCACUAGAGGCCUCAGCAACCAUCCGGUUAAGGAAGCGAAGAAAAGUUUUGAACGACACUUCAACUGGCAUCACCAUACAUGAAGUGAGAAAAGAAAUCAGCAAACAGUUUGAACAACUUAUGCCCACCAAGUACUGUAAGUCAACUGAGAAAGUCUGUCCUGCAGGUCCCCCCGGAUAUCCUGGUCCCAUUGGAGCGAGGGGACCACGUGGCAGGAGGGGACAAAAGGGAAAGAAAGGUCCUCAAGGUCCCAUGGGACCUCCUGGAAAAUCCGGAAAAACAGGAAUAACUGGUCCUGCAGGACCGAGAGGAGAAAAGGGAGAUAAAGGAGAACCUGGGCCAAAAGGUAUGCCGGGACCACCUGGAAGGCCUGGAAAAUCGAUAUCUGCUCCACAAGUGUUGAUGACGCCAGCAGAGCAGACACGAGAUGAGGGAGGAAAUACGGCAUUUUAUUGCACGGUCGCCGGAAAUCCUUCCCCAGUCGUGGAAUGGCAAUUUAAGGGCAUAAAACUUCUGUCCGGUGCAAAGUAUUUGAUUAAAGAAGGAGAGUUGAUCGUUAGAAAUCUGAAUUACAGCGAUGCUGGGCCGUACACAUGUGCUGCUAGGAACAUUCUUGGAUCGUCCGAGGCCACUGGUAACUUGUCUGUUCGAGGUGAGAGAAGCAUUUCAUUCUUGAGGUUUGUUGUUGAACGGCGCAUAAACAUCUCAAGAAAACUAUACGAUGAGAAGGCACACUGACAGAACAUUAUCCUCACCUGACCUUUAUUUUGACACGCUUUCAGAAUUCGGUUAAGGCUUUAGUAGCCGCCAGACUACGACUUCUUGAAAAAACCCUUUGACAGAUUUGCCAGCUAAUAACUAAUUGGUUUCAUCGCUUCAUUUCUUUUCUGUUAUGCAAACAAACCUUUUUUUGACAAAGUUUCCCGGAAAAGAAAACACCUAAUUUUUUCAUUUUUCUCAGUUGUAAUCCUGCCGUUCCCCGGAGGGUAUUUCUUAGAAUGUCCUGUGUAGGGAGCCGACUCCGUGCUAAAGGGGUACCAUUUUGAGGCUUCAGGUAUUUGAAAGGGUCCGUGUUUUACUAGUUGAAGUAUAUAAUAGUGUAGGGAAAUCUGUCAUUUCGGUCUGUAAAAAAGAUCUAAAAGGGCUAGCGGAAGGAUGUUAUGGCUGUGAAAAAGUCGAGAAAAUUUUCUGCCUUUGUGAUUUAUUCACAUUUUAAAGACAGUGCGUUGAUCUCCCAAUCUCGUAUUUGAAAGAGGCAAACUUUUCUGUUGAAAAUUACAUAUAGUGUUGGACCUCGGGGCGGAGCCUCCCAGUAUAAUUCUUUGAAGAGUACCCCCUUCUCCUCCCCGGUGUCGUCCAAUUAGUUGUAGUAUUUCAACCUGAUAUUAAUUAUCUUUUCAGGUCUUCCAAUAUUCACAAAAGUUCCACCUUUACUUGCUGCACCGGUACAAGGCACUACAUUCCAAGUAACCUGUCAAGCUGAAGGCUAUCCUCGUCCCGUUGUAACCUGGACUAGAGCAGCAAUGCCCUUACCUGCUGGAAAAACGAAAAUAAACCAAGGCACACUUACCAUUAACAACUUGAUUCCUGCCGACAACGGUUUAUACGACUGUAAAGCUACUAACAUCAUGGGAACAAAGGAAACUAGGGUCAACGUGGCAGUGCAGCGUAGCUCAGCUGCAGGUUUGUCUUAGGCUGCAAGGUCCGCACAGACAUAAAUUAAACAUUUAGGAACAUAAACAUCAGGCCCCAGUUGUUCAAAAGCUGGAUGGCGCUAUCCAUCAGAUAAAUCACUAUCCAGUGGAUAAGUAUUAGGGAAACCAAUUGCACUAUCCACUGGAUAGAGAUUUAUCCGAUGGAUAGCGCUAUCCACGUUUUGCCCCAACUGGCGUCUGGUGACCUUUGUUACAGGUCACAGAGAUCGCAAGACCAAGGGUUCCUGAAUCCUGUUUAAGACUACUUUAAUAGGCUUAGCUGACUCAGACUACAGUCUAUACUUAAGUGGAAUGUAAAACAUUUAGGACCGCCGUUAGUGAUGGCCUUUUAUUUAUUGUUAAAAAGCAGUGUCGUUGUUAAAGGCUCAGAAUAUGCUUGUGUAGCAAUUGUUUAAAGGGAAAGAAGGAGGGAAGCCUAUACUCGAGUUUAAGUAUAAAUCCUAAAAUUUGCUAUCUAGCCUCUAGUCACUCGCAAUGUUACCCUUGAUAAAGGAUUCAUUUGAUGCUGAAUUUUUAAACAGUUCUACUUGGCUCCAACAGCGUUCUUUUGUCAAAUAGCGAAAGUCGAAUUUUUUUCCCCAGGUUUGCACGACUCUGUUAUUGUGGGAAACAACAAAAAUCACUUGACCUCGUUAAGCAACGGGCUUGCACCUGUCACAAAAAGCGUCAAUUCUCUCUGGAAGCGCUGUUGGCGUGCAUCCGUGGACGGCUGGGCUGCAAGUACAUUUCACUCACGAUGUGACAGUAAGGGCCCGACUGUAACAAUAAUAAGGGUCGGGAGAUAUAUUUUCGGAGGAUACACAAGUAUUUCAUGGGGUAAGUGAGCAUUGUAAUCCAUGAAAGUGCCAUCUAUACCUUUGGCGUAAUUGACAUUCAUAUGAUCAGCUAAAAGUGGAGCUUGGUACUUAACAGUGUGGAAUCAUGUUACUCUACCUUUCAUACAUGGUUAAGCAUUGGCGUACAAAGGUUCUAGGUUAAUAGCUCUAGAUGUGAACCCAUAUCCCCUCGUUCCUCAAGGGGCGAGGACCACCCCUCCUACACUCACAUGGUGUGAAUGAGCGCCACCCCCCACCCCACUUCUCAAGUUCUGGUUCUGGAGAUGAUAAGUAAUGUAUUUCUAGCCUGUCAAAACGUGCCCAACUUCCAGGCUAAUAAUAAUAAUUUUGAGGUUAUAAAAUAUCAGUAUUGUUCUGACUUUCUUGUUACCCUGCUAUCUUCCAUCCCUCAGUUCCCAUAUUGCAAAAGUAGCAACUAACGAACUUCACCACAGGUUUUUGGGGAAAUUCGCAAAUUUUGGCAAAGGAUUAAAAAAACACGCUCUUUUGACAUGUCCACGUAUAUUACGUGAUACACUAAGACGAAAGUUCAUUUCACCGAUCAAACUUUCGUAAUUUUGCCUGAGCGAAAUGUCGCGAAGAGGAUUCUUCUCUUCGGAUUCGAACGAAUUUAUUAGACUGAAAUGGGUGACAGAAAUACAUAAUGUUUUAUACCUUUUCAAGGAUAAAGGCUCCUAAAACUCUUUAUUGUCUGUUUCCUUUAUUGUCUUCUUAAUACAGUACCCUCAAAAUCGAACGAAGUAUUAAUUUGCCAAUAAAAGUGUAUUGGGACAUGCACCAGUUCAUGUAAAAAAAAACGUUAAAAAAGAAGCUUCUAGCUUCGGCAAGUGGUAAAAAAGACAAAAACAGAUAAAUUGGGAGAUUUGCUCCAUAAAUUUAUAAAAGAACAUAUCUUAUUAAUUACUAAUUUUUUCCCCGAUCUAUUGCUUGUAAUUGCAAAUCUUUUAAAGAUAACAUCUCCCACAGGCCGGCACCUUAGCCUCGGUGAGCUUGCAGCCACAUAAAACUUUCUCCUGAGCGGACGAACCACGCUUGCCAUGAGUAUAGCUGUAUUUUUUACCAAAAUACCUGGACGUAAAUAAUAAUGCAAUAAAAUAAUAUUCAUACUAAUAAUAAUGAUGAUAAUGAUGAUAAAAAAUAAUAAUAAUAAUAAUAAUAAUAAUAAUAGUAAUAAUAAUAAUAAUAAUAUAAUAAUGAUAACAAUAAUAUUGAUAAUGAUAAUGAUAAUAAUAAAGAAGACAUAGAAAAUGAUUUCUUUUUUGAUAAAUGACGAACGUUACUGAGAAACUCGAUCGAAUUGGUUUUAUGAGAAUAAGGUAUUUACUGUUUUUAAUUAAUAAUAAUAAUAAUCAUCGUCAUCAUUAUGACAGGCACAAGGACAAUGUCGCUAACUUAUCUUAGAAAAGUUUUGUUUCAUUUCUUUUAGCUUCUGGUUCUUACCGGUAUCAAUACGACUCAAAAGCCUUCUUAUUUUCGCUGGUAAACAAGCCAGGAUGGGCGCCUGUCAAAUUGUCUCAGUCAGGGCAAUAUAGUUAUCGCAAAGAAUCCAUAUACUUUCACUCAUCCUAUGGGCCUACAUUCGGAGGAGGAUAUGACAUUAACAUCAACAACUACGCGUCAUCUAAUAGCAAUUCUUACAGCAACCUUGGCCAUCAUUACAGCCCACCGAGCGGACACAGCUACGGCAGCAGCUUCGCACUAACAUUCCUGGCAGGAACUUACAAGUUCACACCAGACGAAGUUGAAACCUUUUACGAAACAACCUAAUUAUUAUAGCGCGUGACACCGGCUUUGAUAUUUGAGCUGAGCUAAUUGUACAAGUAGACGCUUAAAGGGGAACGAAUGUACAGCACUAAGCAAGCCCUUUAUAUCUAAAUCACAACACAAUCAUAAGAACGUAUACUACGACAUUUCACAAACAAACGAAAAAUAGAAUUGGCAAAAAGAGAAAUGAUUUUGAUAUCUAUAACUGGUCCAACUGCUCUGACUAUAAAUGGCUGAUAAAAGCGUGUUAUAAAGUAUCGCCGAAGCUGUUCACAGCACCGCGUAGGCCUUAACCCAACCCUAAUCUUUUUUCACCUGGGUACGAGUCUAGCUGGGGGCAGCUAGACUGUUAUCUGUCAGAAAACAGUAAGAGAGAAUCAUUCUCACUUAAAAACAGUUACUUCGUUAUCAUGAGGGCAACGAAAUCUCAACUUCCAAAAAAGUAUAUAAAGUUGAAAAAAAAGCGGUAAAAUGAGAUUUUACUGAACCAGGCUGUCCUCAUUGGCGUUUUGUAACUGUGGCUUGGCCUUCAUAAGUGCUAUAAUAAUCCAUAAGUAAACUUAAGAGUCUUAAGAGAUAACACUGAUCAAAGUUUGGUUUUACUCGUUCCGCGUGCCUAAUGCGAUACCACUAAAUAAAUAUUAAUCAUCAAAGAUAAAGAUUACUAAUGGCUUAAUGCGGCAACACUAUCUCAUUUAUUUUUUAUUUUUUAUUUUUAUUUGUUAAAGCAAGAAAUGAUUUUAUUAAGGACUCCACAACAUUACAUAAACAUUACAAUUUGAUACUGGCGUUACUACUUUACAUAAAAAGAAGCUACACUACACUUUAUCCUGAAAAAAAAAUCAAUAUGUAUGCUCGACAACAGAAAUAUACAAAUAACAAUAACAGACAGGGAGAAAACCGGGGG
Porites lobata is the source of this 7159-nucleotide messenger RNA. NCBI's taxonomy places the organism in Eukaryota, Metazoa, Cnidaria, Anthozoa, Scleractinia, Poritidae. The record is from the annotation of a GenBank genome assembly.